AGUUUCCUCAUCAAAUCCUGAAAAUUAAAAAGCAAGCCACUUAAUUCAGAAGUCAACACCCUCUCUCUUUUCCUGUCGUCCCCCACAGCCGUCACCGUCGCCCGAAGAUGAACGCCGCCAUCUCAACCUUACAAUUCUGGCUGGUGAACCACCCAGCCAUCCUCCACUUCUCAUGGAGCGACGGCCAAACCCCAGGCUCCACCCCACUCUUCCUCACCCUCACCGUUGUCUCCUACCUUUCUCUCACCUUCCUAUUCUCCCGCCACCUCAUCCCGCUCCCCUCCCUCGGCCCCCGCCUCCUCAAACCCAUCUCCGCAGUCCACAACCUCACCCUCCUCCUCCUCUCCCUCGUCAUGGCCGUCGGUUGCUCCCUCUCCAUCCUCACCCACACUCCUCACCUCCACUGGAUCGUUUGCUUCCCACCGCAUACCCCUCCCACUGGGCCCCUCUUUUUCUGGGCCUACAUCUUCUACCUCUCCAAGAUCCUUGAAUUCGUGGACACCCUUCUGAUCAUUCUCAGUAAUUCCACUCGGAGGCUGACCUUCCUCCACGUGUACCACCACGCAACGGUGGUGAUCAUGUGCUACCUUUGGCUGCACAGUCGGCAGUCCCUGUUCCCGGUGGGGCUGGUGACGAAUGCGGCGGUGCACGUGAUAAUGUACGCCUACUACUUGUUGUGCGCAAUGGGGGUCCGGCCCAAGUGGAAAAGGCUGGUGACGGAUGUGCAGAUUGUGCAAUUCGCGUUCAGCUUUGCGGUGUCGGGUCGGAUGCUGUACUACCACUUCAUCGGAUCCGGGUGCUCCGGGAUAGGGGGUUGGUGCUUCAAUGCUGUUUUCAAUGCCUCUCUUUUGGCUCUUUUUGUGGACUUUCAUGCCAAGAGUUACGCCAAUAGGAAGGAGAUGGCUCGCAAGGAUAAAGGUUCAUGAUUCAUCAUUGUUUUUUCUUCCAUUUUCCUCCUAUUCUUUUUAUUUUUAUUAUUAUUAAAACAAUUUCACAAAUGUCUUUUUGGGAAGUGUUUUUUUUUUUUUUUGUUAAACUCUAAAAACUAAUAAUUGUUUGUUCGCGUGCCGGAAUUUUGACAUUCAUUUGAAGUUAUGAAAAAAUUACCAUCUCCGACAUUUUUAUUA
Molecule: messenger RNA, 1127 nt
Organism: Alnus glutinosa
Lineage: Eukaryota; Viridiplantae; Streptophyta; Magnoliopsida; Fagales; Betulaceae
Product: elongation of fatty acids protein 3-like
Exons: 1
Coding region: 108-926 (272 amino acids)
Biological process (GO): fatty acid elongation, monounsaturated fatty acid; sphingolipid biosynthetic process; fatty acid elongation, polyunsaturated fatty acid
Cellular component (GO): endoplasmic reticulum membrane
Molecular function (GO): fatty acid elongase activity
Source: RefSeq, a predicted model, not a curated record